Molecule: messenger RNA, 1137 nt
Organism: Coccidioides posadasii C735 delta SOWgp
Lineage: Eukaryota; Fungi; Ascomycota; Eurotiomycetes; Onygenales; Onygenaceae
Source: RefSeq, a predicted model, not a curated record
AUGCUAUCCCUCCUAGAUUUGCCUGACUUCUUACUUGAGGAAGUGAUUGCGAUGGCUAUUGGUUAUGUUAAUUAUUACGACGCUUCCGGGACGCAUAGUGUGACCAACAAAGUGCUUUCCCUAGCAUUGUUGCUUAACUGCCGCCGCAUAAACGCACUCACGGAUCGUAUUCUCUUACUCCAAGGCUUAUUUCAUGUCAACACGAUUCAAGGUUUUCAGAGUCUCGUCGAUCUGCUUGGGCAUGAAAGACUGAAUUUGGUGAGGUGGAUCUUUAUGCCUCUAAGUAAUGUUAAUUUGGGAGAUAAUUCUCGUGAGGGUGAUAUUGCGACGGCCGAAGACGGAUUCGAGCAAUGUAUAUCGCUGAUGAAUUGUCUUUCUCCACGUCUUCGUGUGCUUCUCCUGCGCGAUCCCUCCUGGGACAAGAACCCCAUGGAGUGCGACAGAGCCCACAGAAUCAUUGCACAAGCUGUACAGCGGUUUGGUGAUUUAAAACGCCUCGGCUUCCUGUUUCACCAUCAGUCGCUACCCCUUUGCGUCUUAUUAUCGUCCUCUAGCUCCUACGUAGGGAGCAGGGCUGCCAGUUGUGCUUCUGUUCCGAAAAGACCAAUGUUUUCUCAACUCCGACACUUACAUUUGCAUGGUCGUCUUCUGCCACAUGUUACAUCUCGGCAGCUGAUCGAAGCUCUCUCAGAGCAAAAUUUACCCUCUCUCAUAAAGCUGGAUCUUGGCCAUAUUUACCAUCACCCUCAGUCCAAUGAUGGGUUUGAAUGGAUCGUGACUCCGGAAGUGUUCCUAAAUAUGCACCCGCUUGUUCACCUUCGUUGGGUUACAGACUGUGACGCCAGCGGCGCUGAAGGCUCUGUUCCACAUCCUCCACCUACAAAUGAUCACUUGGUAGCUCUCCGGCAAAAGCAUGGCCACACUCUCCGGCAGUUAAUAAUGCAGUAUGCCACAUGGCUUGACGAAACAAGUGAACCAGCUACUCUCGGAUUCACCAGAGAUGACGCCGCUAUUUUCUUAAAAAACUUGGACCUCGUAAAAGUGGUCCUCACAGUCCCACACUUAGAUCUGUACCUAGUGUGGACUACCCCAAAAGCAAAGCUGGAAGCUCUUCGGUCCAUAGGGAUCAGCCCGUAA